GCAGAGGCUGGAAUUCUGAUCAAACUGGAAAGCACCUCUGGUGCUGGUGGGGGAGCACGUGUAAACGCCGAGGGCCAGGACUCCCUGGAGUCAUUUCAGGAGUGUUGCGAUGAUCUUCAGCGCUCUGCGGAAUGUCUCUACGCGCAGGCGGAGAAACCAUUCUCUCCUGAGCAGGAAAAAAUGGAACAAAAAAUGGCCCAGGAGAUAUCGCAGAACCUGGCCUACCUCUGGCAUUGUUUGCAGUUUGGUCUGGUUCGUCAGGUGGCCGACUUCUUCACUGAUCUGAUGGGACCGAUCAAACACCUCCAGGAGGUCGCCUGUCCUCCACCCGGUGAACCCGUCAACGAAGAGGCCUACCGGAUUGCCUCGGAUACUUUCCUCGUAGGUUUACUUUCCUCUGCUAUAAUUGCUUUUUCCCUUUUAUCUAUCAUGACCCCAAAGUUGGUUUGGUGCAUGGGCGGCCAAGUGAGUCUAGCCGGUCAGGCGGUUGUUUCGGCACGCCGGACAGGGGCUAGUAGUCAGCUCCUGUCUGCCGCCUCGGAUCAUCUGGAUUUGGUCAAACGACACUGGACUGAUUGUGCUGAGCGGACUCGCAACCUCGUAGACGAGGCUGUUGAUGCGAACGCUUUCAUCAAGGCACAAGAAUCGCGAAUCCUCCAGGACACAGAGCGAACGGAAGACAGUGUGGACCAGCGUUGUCCGACCACAGUCGUCAAUUCCACAACGAGCAUCGCUCUACGCGCCAACCGCGUUCUUCAGGUUGCCAUUAAGGAGACAGAAAACAGUGAGGAUGCUGUUUACGUGGACAGGGUGAACGAAGCAGUUCAACGACUGAGAUCCAGUAAGUGCUUCAUAGCUCCCUGUCCCUGUCUCUUCCCACCGGCCAUUGUCAGCUACAGUGCGCGCGACGGAGUCUAA
Dibothriocephalus latus is the source of this 918-nucleotide messenger RNA. Lineage: Eukaryota; Metazoa; Platyhelminthes; Cestoda; Diphyllobothriidea; Diphyllobothriidae. The record is from the annotation of a GenBank genome assembly.